Molecule: messenger RNA, 3288 nt
Organism: Plasmodium gonderi
Lineage: Eukaryota; Apicomplexa; Aconoidasida; Haemosporida; Plasmodiidae
Exons: 3
Coding region: 1-3288 (1095 amino acids)
Source: RefSeq, a predicted model, not a curated record
AUGGAGCAAGAAAAAAAGGAACACAUUAAUGCACAUUUAAAGAAAAAAUGUUCAGAAAUAGAAUUUUAUACACCAAAAUCGAAUUUAUCUCAUGAAAGCUUGAACAGAGGCUCAGCAUUUAACAAUUUGCACAAAUAUGUUAAUACAAAUGUUACAGAUCAUCAUUUAAAUAUACAAAAACCUCAUUUGAAUUGUUCUGUUCCAGCUGUGAAUAAGAAAAAUAUUCUAUUAUUUAAAAAUAAAAAGGAAAGCUCUAUUUUAAACUAUAUCAAGGGAUAUAACAAUACCAAAAAUAUCUUCGUUAAAAAUGUUGAUAUAGAAAGUGCAAAUAGGAUAGGAGAUACAUCUGCAAAUUAUAAAACAACUAAUAAAAUAAAAGAAAAAAAAAAAGGCUUAAAAAAAUGUAAAGUUUCCAAAAAAUGUAUUUUUUCCGAUAGUUCAACGAGUAUUUUAAGCUACUUUAAAAAUGUUAAUACAAGUAAGAAAAGGGAAAAUAGUCUUACUAUCCAAUUUGCUGUUGAAAAAAAUAAGCAAAUUACAGUUAUCGAUAAAAUGUUAAGAGGAGAUAUUUAUAGUGUCUGUCGUUCUCCUUGUUAUAGUGAGAAAUGUUCUGAUAGAUAUAGUGAAUUUCUUUAUAACAAUAAGAAAAUACUUUCAGAAUGGGAUGGUGGUAAUGGAAAAAUGAAUAAGUGUGAAAAAUGUGAGGAAAACUUAUCAAAAGAAGGAAAAUUGAAAUUUGAAUAUUUACAAAAUAAUAUAAAAUAUGAUCAUAAGUAUAAUGAUUAUUUACACAAUGCUUAUCUGUAUUGUAAGAAAUAUUUCCUAUACUCUAAAAUGGAAUUCUUUAGUAAGUGUUUAUUUUACCGACAAAAAAACAUAAAAAAUUUUAUUUUCUUAAUUGAAGCCUUAUUUUUGCAAAAAAAAUACAUUGAUUUGUUGUGUUUGUUAAGGAAAUACAAAAGUUUAUGGGUUUUUUGUUGCAAAAGUGCAAAAAAAGGGAUAAUUGGAGAAAAAGGGGACAAUGCGAGAAACAUUGGCAAAAAGGGAAAAAAGGAAAUGAUAAGAAUGAAUUCUUUUUGUGAUAAAAAUUACACUAAAUUCUAUCCUGGUAUUAAUAACAAGUGUAUGGGAUUUAAUGAAAACGACCAAUAUAGUCCAUCAUUGUUUAACAGGGUAAAAAACAAUGAAACAUUCAAUGAUUUUUACUGCACUGAACUUAGCGUAGUGCACAAAUUAAAAAAUAAAGUAAGCAAAAAUAUAAAUAGUAUGUGUAAAACAAAAUUACAUUAUAAAUAUAAAAGUAAACAUAUAUAUGAUAUCACUGGUUCUAUUAAUAGCAUCAGAGCAAGGAAAAAAAUGUGUAAAGGGAAAAUUAGUAAAAAAAUGUAUUGCAUAUGUUAUAUAGCAUUUAUAAAAAUUUUAUCAUUAAUUAAAAUGAAUAAUCAGGUUUGCUUAAACAAGUGCAUAAAUUUUAUAAAAAAAAUAAAUAAAAAAUGCUUGUUAAAUAAAAAUGGUCAUUAUUUAACACAAACAGUUAUUCAAGUAUACGAAUUAAAGGGGUUAUAUAAUUGUGCCUUGAAAUAUUCUAUGCUGUUAUUUUUGAAAUGCCCCUUAUAUCCCCAAAUAAUCAGGAAACUUUUCAGCUUUUCCAUAUUAUGUUUAAAAGAUGAAAUUCAUUUAAUUUUACUAGCUAAAUAUCAUAAAAAUAUUUCAUGGAUAAAAUAUUUUUUUAUAUUUAUUCUAUAUUCAGUGAAUUACCAAUUUCAAUGUAAAAAAACUCUCGACAAUUUUCUUUUUCUUAUUGAAAAGGUCACAAGGUGCAAAAAAAAGAAUGUCAGAAAAAGUGUAACAAAAGGAGGGAAAACAAUUAUAAGGAAAAUUAUCCAUAAUAAAUGUGGUCUCAAUGGUUCAAGCUGCUUGUGCUGCAAUAUGAUGGAUGAAAACAUUGAAGAAGUGCAUAACACAAAAAGUGACAACAAAAAUAUGGAAAUAAAUUUUAAGAAGAAGAAAGAGUAUCAAAAUGAAGAACUCCACAUUAAUCGAAUUAACCAAAUUUGCCAUGUUAAUCAUAUUAGCAAAAACACCAAUGAACGUCAAUGGGGUGAUAGGCGCGAAUGGGGCGAGGAGAGAGAACACAAAGAGGAGUGGAAAAAAGGGAAAUAUUUUGAUCAUCCAUCAGAUUUAAAUUAUUCAUGUGGGAAUAACUUAUACAACGAUAGAGACAACACAAAUGUGAACAUUUAUAAAAAAAUUACACUAUACAAUUCUUCACAUAACAAAGUCACAUUAUAUGACGCUUAUGUAUAUAUUGCACAUAAUAAAUUUUCAAGCUAUUUUCCAAAAUUCUUCUUAUAUUCCAAAUUAUAUAUAUUAAUCAAUAUUAAAAGAAGUUUUUAUGAAAAAAAUUUCACAAUGUCUUAUAGUUUAAGCAAGCUAUUAUUGACAUACCAUAUGUAUGAUUCAUCUGUAAUAACUUUCUUUGUAAAUUCUGCAUAUUUAUUAAAUAAAAUUAGCUGCAUAAAAAAAUUAGCGCAAGAAUUAAAAAAAAAUAACCAAACUAUUUAUUUUUUAUUCUGUAACGCAGCAUUAUUGCUACAUUUUAAGCAGAUUGAACGAUCUAUUCAAAUAUAUAAAUACAUUGUGGAUUCAUACGAGAACAUUUUUUCUGACUUGUAUUUUUAUUCCUUGUUUAAUUUAAUAUAUGAAUUACAAUUAACACAAAAAGCGCAUCAAAUUAUUUCCCUUUGUAAAAAUUUUAAUAAGUUAUUUUUCAAUAAUAUAUAUUCAUAUAUAUUAUUAUCAUAUUAUUACUUAGUAAAUGAUCUUCCCAUCAAGUGUUACACCUCUCUCAUAAAGGCAUAUAACUUAUAUCAUUAUCACCCUGACGUAUAUUACAUUCUUUCAUUACUCGCUCUAACGGUUAAGAAGUACGAAGAAUAUAUAACUUUCAGUGAAUUGGCUCUUUUUUUUAGCUUAAAAAAACAAAAAUUGAGAAAUUAUAUUUUUUCUAAAAUUUAUGAAGAACAACACAAAUACGUACCUUUUUAUUUGUUAAAUUACAAUUUUGAGAAAAUGGAUUCUGGUGGAAUAACAAAAAAUGUGAUAACAAAUUUAAGCUCUCUUUUGAAUUACGUGUACUUUGAGAAUUUAAUAAAAUCAUAUAUUAUACUUCACUUCUGUUCUCCUAAAAGGAGAAAUUUAAAUUAUCUUAUUUUAAGCAAAAAUUUGAGCAUCGUUGCUCUAAAUUUUUUUUCAAAGGAUAUAAGACUAUUACAUAGUAAGGAGUAA